ACCGCCAACCCCAUUUCGCUGCACAAAAUUUCCUAUUGGUUCGUUGUAGGAACUCGUCGUGCCAGCGAAACGAAACCCUAGACCCGGGAGAAGGCGAGCAAGGGAAGACGAGUCUUGGAGAAAACAAGAAUAGAAAGAGGAAAGGAGGCGAACGGAUCGGGAUCUGCCAUGGCGUCGCAGAAAGAUCGUGAGAACUAUGUCUACGUUGCGAAGCUCGCCGAGCAAGCCGAGCGGUACGAUGAGAUGGUGGAUGCAAUGAAGAAGGUGGCGAAGCUCGACGUGGAACUUACGGUGGAGGAGCGUAAUCUACUUUCUGUUGGGUACAAGAAUGUGAUUGGGGCGAGGAGGGCGUCCUGGAGGAUUCUGUCUUCGAUCGAGCAAAAAGAGGAGGCCAAGGGGAACGACCAGCAUGUGAAGAGGAUUAGGGAUUAUAGGCACAAGGUGGAGUUGGAGCUCUCCGACAUCUGCAGUGACAUCAUGUCUGUUAUUGAUGAGCAUCUUAUUCCAUCGGCUGCUGCUGGGGAGUCCUCUGUGUUCUACCAAAAGAUGAAGGGUGAUUAUUAUCGGUACCUUGCGGAGUUCAAAAUUGGAACUGAUAAGAAAGAAGCUGCUGAACAGUCAUUGAAAGCUUAUCAGGCAGCUUCCAGUGCUGCUGAGGCAGAUCUUUCUCCUACUCACCCAAUUAGACUGGGUUUGGCAUUGAACUUCUCUGUCUUUUAUUAUGAAAUAAUGAAUUCUCCUGAAAGGGCCUGCCAUCUUGCUAAACAAGCUUUCGAUGAAGCUAUUUCUGAGCUUGACACAUUGAGUGAAGAGUCAUAUAAAGACAGCACUUUGAUUAUGCAACUUCUGAGGGAUAACCUCACCUUGUGGACUUCGGACAUAGCAGAAGAUGGAGCUGAUGAAGCAUCAAAAGACGGCAGCACCAAAGCUAAUGCUGGCGAUGAUGCAGAGUGAAUUUGGAACUAGAUACCCUGCCUAAGAUUAAGAAAAUCUUCCUUGGUAUUUUGUUGUUUUAGUUGAGAUUUCCAAGGCUUUCUUUGAUUUUUAUUUGCCAGCCUUGAACAUGCUUCUCUUCUGUUUGCAGACAAUUUGCGCUUCUUUUACUAAGCAGACCACUAUAAAUUAAUUUGAUGCCUCGGAGUGUUUAUCAAACCUUGAGAUCUAUUUGAUACUAUUAUGCGUAAUGGUUUUUCUUUCUUUUA
Molecule: messenger RNA, 1202 nt
Organism: Dendrobium catenatum
Lineage: Eukaryota; Viridiplantae; Streptophyta; Magnoliopsida; Asparagales; Orchidaceae
Product: 14-3-3-like protein B
Exons: 7
Coding region: 169-954 (261 amino acids)
Biological process (GO): signal transduction
Cellular component (GO): cytoplasm
Source: RefSeq, a predicted model, not a curated record